This is a messenger RNA of Rhagoletis pomonella (apple maggot), 2857 nucleotides long. It is a transcript of the gene Notum, whose product is annotated as palmitoleoyl-protein carboxylesterase NOTUM. The transcript is spliced from 4 exons. Lineage: Eukaryota; Metazoa; Arthropoda; Insecta; Diptera; Tephritidae. Gene Ontology annotation, molecular function: hydrolase activity. The record is from RefSeq and is a predicted model, not a curated record. Bases 1 to 2316 code for a protein of 771 amino acids.
AUGUCAACGAGUAGUAAUAUAAAUCAUCGAACUGACAGCGGUUUAAUCAGGCAAGACCAUGCCUCAACAUGCAGCACAACUAGGGUCAGUCUUAAAUGCAGUCCACAAACCGAUCAGUCAUGUUCCACAGCAACCCAAAGCUACUACAGCCAUCGUCAUCGUAGCGUUGCCUACUUUUCGGCGCCUAGCACACAAAGCAUAUCGCUUGCCCUGCGCUGCCUUUUCCUAUUGCUUUGCUUCGCCGCACUACACCCACCAAGUGUACUCGCGCGUUCCACAUCAGCGCGUCGCACUGCUAAGGCCGCCAUAGUGGCAACACCACCUGUCGCCGCACCACUACUUGGCAACGCCGCUUCAUCCGCUUCCCUGCUCAACGCCACGACGGUGACGUCGCCUUUUAUGUCUGAGUACGAAAAGAACUCGCUCGAUUUGAGUAGCACAAAUAAACCAGCGCCUGCUGUAGAAAGUCGACGCGCGCUUAAAUUAGUCUUUCUCAACAAUGCCACAGUAGCUUGUAAUGAUGGUUCGCGCGCUGGCUUUUAUUUGCGCAAAAAUCUCAACUCGAAGAAAUGGAUUGUAUUCCUGGAAGGCGGUUGGCAUUGUUACGAUAAGCGAUCAUGUCGCGCGCGUUGGUUGCGACUACGCCAUCUGAUGACGUCAGCGCAAUGGCCUGAAACGCGUGAUGUUGGUGGCAUACUCUCACCGCUGCCGAAUGAGAAUCCCUAUUGGCAUAAUGCCAACCAUGUGCUCGUACCAUACUGCAGCAGCGAUUCAUGGUCGGGCACACGCGCCACAAUCGAUGAGACAGCCGAGUGGCGCUUUAUGGGCGCUACAAUAAUACGACAGGUGAUUGCCGAACUAAUACCACUCGGCUUGGGACGCGUACAAGGUGCGGAGCUAUUGUUGGUGGGCUCAUCUGCUGGUGGCUUGGGCGUUAUGCUUAAUUUGGAUCGCAUUACCAACUAUCUGCAGGUGGAACGUAAAUUAAUGGUAACAGUGCGCGGUGUAAGCGACUCAGGUUGGUUUCUAGAUCGCGAGCCCUACACGCCGGCUACAGUCGGCUCUAGUGAUGCAGUGCGGCUGGGUUGGAAAUUGUGGCAAGGUUCGCUGCCCGAAGCAUGCAUCAAACAGUAUCCAGCGGAGCCAUGGCGCUGUUACUUCGGCUAUCGUUUGUAUCCGACGCUAAAUGCACCACUCUUCGUCUUCCAAUGGCUCUUCGAUGAAGCGCAAAUGCGCGCCGACAAUGUAGGCGCACCAGUCACACCGCAACAGUGGAACUACAUACACGAAAUGGGUGGCGCCCUGCGUUCUUCCCUGGACAAUGUCACUGCCGUAUUUGCGCCUUCUUGCAUCGGACAUGCUGUGCUUUCGAAACGCGAUUGGAUCAACAUAAAAAUCGAUGAUAUUUCAUUACCUUCGGCGCUACGCUGCUGGGAGCAUUCUACGCGCCCGCGGCGCCGGCGACACAACAAUAAGCAACAAACGCAUGUGGCGCUGCCUGAGCGCCGGCGCCAUCGCCCCGAACAGCAAACGCCGCCUAAGCACCACAGACACACACAACAUAAGAAUAGAGUAGCCAACAACAACGAGCCACAAAAUGGGGCACGCCCGCGCUUGACCAAAGUGGAGCGUGAAGAACGACGUCGCCUACGUCAUGAACGUCAACAAAGGCGGCUACGCAAACAACAACAGCGAAAUCGCAACAAGCAUCGCAAUCGUCACGAACAUCGACGAAAUGAAGGUGCGGCGGGCAAGCAUAGUAACAAUUUGCCGCCUAACGACAACACGGACACAGCAGCGUUACAGCAGCAGCAUCCCAACAAAAAACAACGACCCAACAAGCAACACGCGAAUGGAGGUGCUGAGCGCAAGCAGCGUCCCGCAGGCCAAAAGUCGCGCAAGCAACGCAAAGAGCAACGACAACGGCAACAACAAUUAAAGGUACAGCACACCGGCAAAUUUGCAGGCGAACUGCAACACGAACAACCGCUGGACGAUGGAGCGACGCAGUUAGAGUUGCAAAAAAAGCACGCGCGCAACAACGCUGGCAACAGCGCUGCACAUAAUCGGGUACCACGUGUACCGGAGAAAUGCGCGCUGCGCCUGCUCGAGCGGUGCAGUUGGCCGCAAUGUAAUCACUCCUGCCCGAUGGUCACCAAUCCGAUAACCGGCGAGGAGAUGCGCUUUCUAGAGCUGCUUACCUCUUUUGGACUCAACAUUGAAGCGGUUGCGGCAGCGCUCGGUAUGGACAUGCAAACGCUAAGCAACAUGGACCGCACCGAGCUGGUUAAUAUGCUGACGCAGCAAGCGAGCUGAUCGCUGGUGUAGUGUAAAUAAUCUUGGUGAUUUACAAACAUAUAGAGAAGGAAUUGGGUGUGAUGUAGGAAUGGUCGUUAAAAGAUUUAUUUAUUGUACUUUAUGUAAAUAUUCGUUAUUUAAGCAGAAAUUUAGUGAAAGUUCAAAUUAUUACCGUAAGGUUUGAAAGCAUGUGAGAGUGCACCACAGGAAGCGUGAAUGAAAGCGCGUGCAAUGUAUACAUUUGAUUGUUUUUUUUUCUUUUUAUAAAUUUUGAAUAUCGUUUGUGUACAUACAUUUUGAAAAACUCAUUGUAAAGUAGUUCAAUAGUUAUUUAAAGACAAAAUUAACACCCAGUUGUUAGGCAAAACUAAUUUAUUGGUUAUUUUUAUAAGUUAUUUUAGUUUAAUUUUAGUUAGUCCCAUUUAGAUGUUAAGUCAAAUCCGUUGCCAAUAUUAGCAAACAAAAAAAAAUAGUGAGUUCGAGAUGGUAAUUAUUUGGAUAACAACCAAAAACAAAUUUACGUAUAAAGUUUCAUUGAUCUAUUCGUUUCUCAACAAGU